UUCAUCUUCAUCUUUUCCUUUUUCCUUUUUUUUUUCUUUUUUUAAGCUUUUAAGAAAAAAAAUCUCUUCGUUAAUCCCUUUCCAUUUACGAGAUCUGUUGAGGAAGAAGAAGAUUAUAUAUGAUGAUAGAGAAGUGUUUAGGAGCGUAUCGGUUUAGGAGAUUGCAGAGAAUCAUGCGCCAAGGUAAAGUGACGAUUCUUUGUCUCGUCCUCACCGUCAUCGUCUUGCGUGGCACUAUCGGAGCCGGUAAGUUCGGUACGCCGGAGCAAGACAUCGAAGAGAUCCGUGAGCAUUUCUUCUACACCCGUAAACGCGGCGAGCCUCACCGUGUUCUCGUCGAGGUCUCUUCCAAAACGACGUCGUCGUCGUCCGAAGACGGUAAUAAUGGUAACAAGAACAACAGCUACGAGACCUUCGACAUCAACAAGCUAUUCGUCGACGAUGAAGACGACAAAUCUCAAGACCGGACUAAUAAUAAACCGUAUUCUCUAGGUCCAAAGAUCUCUGAUUGGGAUGAGCAGAGGCUCGAUUGGCUCAAACAGAACCCUAGUUUCCCUAAUUUCGUGGCGCCAAACAAGCCUAGGGUUCUUCUUGUCACUGGUUCAGCUCCUAAGCCGUGUGAGAAUCCUGUGGGUGACCAUUACCUUUUGAAAUCGAUUAAGAACAAAAUCGAUUACUGUAGGAUACACGGGAUCGAGAUCUUCUACAACAUGGCUUUGCUCGACGCUGAGAUGGCUGGAUUCUGGGCCAAGCUUCCGUUGAUUAGGAAACUACUCUUGUCUCAUCCUGAGAUUGAGUUCUUAUGGUGGAUGGACAGCGACGCGAUGUUCACGGACAUGGUGUUCGAGCUUCCCUGGGAGAGGUAUAAAGAUUACAACUUGGUGAUGCACGGUUGGAGCGAGAUGGUUUAUGACCAGAAGAAUUGGAUUGGUCUCAACACAGGAAGUUUCUUGCUUAGGAACUCGCAGUGGUCGCUUGAUCUUCUUGACGCUUGGGCUCCUAUGGGCCCUAAAGGCAAGAUCCGAGAAGAAGCGGGUAAAGUCUUGACCCGGGAACUUAAAGACCGACCCGCUUUCGAAGCUGACGAUCAGUCCGCCAUGGUCUAUCUUCUCGCGACGGAGAGAGAGAGAUGGGGAGGCAAAGUGUAUCUAGAGAGUGGCUAUUACUUGCACGGUUACUGGGGGAUUUUGGUGGACCGGUACGAGGAGAUGAUUGAGAAUCAUAAACCGGGUUUUGGAGACCAUCGUUGGCCGCUCGUUACGCAUUUCGUCGGGUGUAAACCGUGCGGUAAGUUUGGAGAUUACCCGGUUGAACGGUGUCUGCGGCAGAUGGAUAGAGCGCUUAAUUUCGGAGACAAUCAGAUUCUUCAGAUGUAUGGUUUCACGCAUAAGUCGCUUGGGAGCCGGCGCGUGAAACCCACGCGUAACCAGACGGAUAGGCCGCUCGAGGCCAAGGACGAGUUCGGGCUGCUUCAUCCGUCGUUUAAAGCUGCCAAGCUUACUACUACUACGACGACGUGAGGAUAUAUUGCUAUGUUUAAUCCCAUUUUUUUUAUUUGUUUGUAGUUUUCUUUUAGUUGUUGAGUAAAAAUCAUUUUAAUGAGUUGUCUUCGUUAAUUUAUUGUAGACUUAAAAUUUCAUCAUAAUCAUUAGUCACUUUGGGAA
Molecule: messenger RNA, 1664 nt
Organism: Camelina sativa (false flax)
Lineage: Eukaryota; Viridiplantae; Streptophyta; Magnoliopsida; Brassicales; Brassicaceae
Product: xyloglucan 6-xylosyltransferase 1
Biological process (GO): xyloglucan biosynthetic process
Cellular component (GO): endosome; membrane; trans-Golgi network
Molecular function (GO): xyloglucan 6-xylosyltransferase activity; UDP-xylosyltransferase activity; hexosyltransferase activity
Source: RefSeq, a predicted model, not a curated record